AUGUUAUGUGCUUCUAAAAUAAAACAUGAUGAGAAAUCAUAUAGAAAUAUAUUUUCGUACAUUUUUCAAAAAAUAAAAAGAAAAAGGAAACAAAACAAUUAUGUAUUUACAAAAAAUAUAAUAAAUGAUGUUUUAUGUAUUCGUGAUAGUAUCAAAAAAGAUGAGAUAGAAGAAGAAGAAAAAAAAAAAAAAAUUAUUGAAGAAAAGGAAGGAACUUUUUUAAUUAAUUUUGUAAAUGAAAAGAAUAAAAUAAUUUAUGAUAAUAUAAACGAUCUAAAUAAAUAUUGUAUAGACAAAUUUAAAAAAUACAAAUGUGAUGUCUAUAUAUCUACGUCAUCUAAUAGAGAAUAUGUACCAUAUUAUAUAUAUGAUUUUUUUAUAAACUAUCCAUUAUUAAAAUGGUACAUUACAAAUAAAACUACACACAAAAUCAGUGAUAAUUAUAUGAAUAGUAAUCGUUGUAUUAGUAGUAAUUAUCAUAUGUGUAGAAAAAAAAAAAAAAAAUAUAAUAAUUUUAGGGAAUGUAAAAGGGUUUAUUAUAUACAAAAAAAUAUAAAAAGAUAUUCAAUGAAUAAUUUGUUUGAUAAUAAAAAUAAUAUUUGUAAAUAUUUGAUUUUAAAUAAAAAAAGACUAGAAGCUAAUAAUUUAUUUAAUUUAAUAAAAUAUUAUAAUGUUCAUAAAAAAGAAUUGUUCUUAUCGUCUUUAGAACAUAAAAAACUUGAUAACAUAAAUUUCGAUAGUUAUAUUAAGUUAAGUCUUAUAAAAAAUUUCAAUGUUAAAUAUUUAACAACCGUUCAAUAUGUUACCUUUCCAUUAUUUUUAAAAAACUAUGAUUUAUUAAUAUCUUCAUUUAAGAGCUCAGGGAAAACAUUAGCUUAUAUGAAUUGUCUUGUACAUAAAAUAAUAAUACAAAUAAAUAAUUUAAGAAAAAAAACAAAUAUAAAGGAUAAUUAUGUUUUAGGUUUAAUAAUAUGUCCAAAUGUUAUAUUAGUCGAACAGUCCUAUGGAAUUUUAAAAAAAUUAAUUAUGUAUCAUCCAUAUAAUAUUAUUUGUUAUUAUAUGCAUGGGAAGAAAUAUAUAAAUAUACAAGAUGAAAUAAAGAAUUUAAAAAAAAAAAGACCACAUAUUAUUAUAACUACACCAGGAUAUUUAAUGAAUUUUAUAAAAUAUUUCAAAAAUUUUUCACAAAUCUUCUUUUUAUGUGAUACAUUAAUAAUUGAUGAAGCGCAUUUUCUUGUAGAUAAUAAUUAUAUGAAAAAUAUAUUAAUAAUAAAAAAUAUAUUACCAAAAUCUCAUCAAACUAUAUUAUUAACAUGUAUUGUUAAUAAUUUUCUUAAGAAUUUAGCAUAUAGAUUUUUAAGAUUGCAUUAUAUACAUAUAAAUUUAAUAAAUAAUUGUAUAUAUGAUCAUGAACAAUUAUUAGAUCCUUCUAUAAAUCAACAAUACCAAGAAACAAAUAAAAAUAUUAUUAAAAAUAUUCAGCAUAUUACAAAUAAUAUAAACCAUAUGAAUAAAAGUAAAUAUCAACUAAUCGUUCAAAAUGGUUUUAAAAGACUUAUAAAUUUUAAUCUUCAGCUAUAUAACGAAUUAAAUAACAAACAUAUAUAUCCACCUAAUAAUAUACUUUUUUAUGAUAAUAUAGGUAAGUUGUGGUAUCCUAAAGAAGCAAAUAUAUUUUUUCAAAACGUACAGAGUCAAUAUAAUUUAGACAAUGAUAAUAUUACCCUUGAAGAAAAAAAAAAAAAUAAAAAUAAAAUAAUAAUAAAAAAAAAUAAAAUAAUAAUAAAAAAAAAUAAUAUAAUAAUAAAAAAAAAUAACAAUAAUAAUAAUAAUAAUAAUAAUAAUAAUGUGGACAUAAAUGACGAUACACAAAUAUAUGAUUCAUCAAAAGAAUCUAAUUAUAUCUUACCAUUUUCAAAAAAAGAAAUGAAAAUCAAAAAAUUAAAAUUAUCCAAUAGUGAUUAUAAUAGAUAUCAUUGUUCUCAUCAUAAUAAAAAUGAUAACAAAUAUAUACCUACACAUGUACUCUUGAAACAAGAAUAUUUAAUAUAUGAAUCUAACAAAUUAUCAUUAAUUUUAUUCAAUAUUUUACAUAACGAAUUAAUAACAAAUAAUAAUAUAAAUAUUGUAAUAUUUAUGCCUACCGUAAAAAUCUUACAAUUCUUUUAUGUUAUAUAUAAACAUUAUAUUUUUAAAGGAUAUAUUUUCUUAUUAUAUUUAAAAUUAAAAAAAAUCAAAUGGAAACACCCACAAGACAUUAAAUCAUAUCUUGCAAAUCAUUCUACCUAUUAUGAUAAAGAUACGGUAAAUUUUACUGUCUCUUCAAAUCCUUACAUAAUAACAAAUGAUAGCACAAUUUAUCAAAAUUUUAAUGUUAUUCAUUCUUAUGACCACAGCGUAAAUACAAAUCACAUCAUCAAAAAUGAUGAGUUCACUAUUAAACGAAAUGGUGAGUUCACGAUUAAACGAAAUGGUGAAGUCACUAUUAAACGAAAUGGUGAAGUCACGAUUAAAAAAAAUGAUGAUGUCACGAUUAAACAAAAUGAUGAUGUCACGAUUAAACAAAAUGAUGAUGUCACGAUUAAACAAAAUGAUGAUGUCACGAUUAAACAAAAUGAUGAUGUCACGAUUAAACAAAAUGAUGAGGUCACGAUUAAACAAAAUGAUAAUUUUACAAAUGAACACAUGUGUAAUUAUCUUUUAAAUUAUAUACAACAAUGUACAGACGAAUAUGAAGAAUUAAAAGAUGUUUCUAUUUUAUCAUUACAUAGUAAAAUGAGCCUAGAUAAAAAAAGAUACACUUUAAAUUGUUUUAACGGUACCAACCUAGAUAACGAAGAUGAUGAAAAAAAAAAAAAAAAAAAAAAAAAAAAAAUCUUAUUUGCCACAUCAUUAUUACAUCAAGGAAUAGAAUUAAAUAAAGUUAAUCUUGUAAUACAUUUAGGAAUGUGUAAAAAUGUUGAUGAAUAUAUUUUAAGAACUAACAUAGUUACAACAAAAUAUACCAGGGGUAGGAGUUUAUUAUUAUUAAAUGAAUUAGAGGCACACUAUUUAUAUAUACUGUAUAAAAAUAAUAUUCCUAUUACUCCUAUAAAUAAAAAUUAUAUUAAUCUUGUUUAUAAAAAUAAUCUAUUAUUACAACAUUUGUUAAAUUAUAAAUAUGAUAUGGGAACACAUGAAAUGGAAAAUAUAAACACAGAUAUAAAACACAAAUGUGACAAAAAAAUGAAUGACACUAAUAAAAAUAUUGAUGAUCAGAAAAAUAUAUAUCAUGAAAAUAAUUGUUCUAUUCAAAUACAAACCUUUAAUAAUUAUUAUUAUAAAAAAGAUGAAAACAAUUUCUUUCAAUAUAAUUACCACAAUGAAAAAGAUUAUAAAAAUAUUUUUUUUACAUUUAAUAUAAAACAUAUAGAAUGGCAUAAAUAUAAGCACUUAUUAUCAUCAUGUGAAUUAAUGUAUAGAUCUUUUCUUGGAUUCUAUUGUGAAAAAAAUGAAUUCUUAAAAUAUGAAAAAUGGCAAGUUCCUAGUCUAAUUAAAAAUAUUAUUUAUUCGUUUGGAUAUUUGGAAAAUUUCUAUAUAACAAAAUGUAUGGCUGCUAGACUACAAAUUAUUAAUGCACCAGAUACCUUCAUAAAAUUUAAUGCAACUUCAAAGAGUGUACUCAUUUCAUCCUUACCAACGUAUAAAAGUUAUAAAUCAAAAACAAACGAAUUUAAAUUAAAAAAGUGUGCAAAUCAAAACUCAACAAAUAUUAACACACCAAAUAUAAACAAUUAUAAUAAACAUAAUACUAAUUAUGAUUAUCUAAAGGAUGAUGAUCCUUUAAAUGAUUUUAAUUUAUUGAAACCAAAUGAUGAAAACCAAAAUAUGCAAACACAUCCUUUAUAUUUUACAUUCCACAAAUAUGUAUCUUAA
Plasmodium falciparum 3D7 is the source of this 3915-nucleotide messenger RNA. Its product is annotated as putative DEAD box ATP-dependent RNA helicase. Lineage: Eukaryota; Apicomplexa; Aconoidasida; Haemosporida; Plasmodiidae. Gene Ontology annotation, molecular function: RNA helicase activity; ATP hydrolysis activity; hydrolase activity. The record is from RefSeq and is a predicted model, not a curated record.